UCCGCCCCGGGUGAGAGGUCGGCGGGCGGAGCGGCGGUGAUGGCGAUGAUGGCGGCCGGGACGGGCAAGCCUCGCGGGCGGCGCGCAGGAAAUAAGCAUUCAGCUGCUCAGAAAAAUGAAGAUGCUGCUCAGAGGAAAGCAGAUCUGGAGGCUGCGCUGAGAAACAAGAUUGAAUGUGAGAAAAAAGCCUUGGCUGUUGUUGAGCAGCUCCUGGAAGAGGACAUAACUGAAGAGUUCCUUCUAAAUUGUGGAAAAUGUAUUACUCCAUCUCACUAUAAGGACGUUGUUGAUGAACGGUCUAUCAUCAAACUGUGUGGUUAUCCUCUGUGUCAGAAUAAGCUGGAAAAUGUGCCAAAGCAGAAGUACAGAAUUUCAACAAAAACGAACAGAGUUUAUGAUAUCACUGAAAGAAAGUGCUUUUGCAGCAACUUUUGCUAUAGAGCAUCUAAAUAUUUUGAAGCUCAGAUUUCCAAAAGCCCAGUGUGGAUGAGAGAAGAAGAAAAACCUCCAGACAUAGAGCUGCUGAAGGAGGGACGGAGUGGACGGUCUGGAGAAGAGGUGAAACUACGUGAUGAAGUAAUUAAAGCAUCUGACAUUGAAAACCCUAGGAUAUCUUCAGAUCCAUGUGAACCUGGUUCUCACGACACAGCCAGUGACAGCAGUACUGAUACUGAACAAGAAUUUAUUUCUUCUGUCCUACCAGGAAGUCAGUCAAGUUCAGCCAGUUUUGCACAGCAACUGCACAGAAAAAGCAUCCUCAAAAAGAAGCAUGCUCAGAAGAUCCAGGCCAGCCCUAAAACUGAAGAUGCAGAUGUGGUAGAAGCCACUGAACAACUCUCUCAUUGUAAAUUAGACACUCAGGAAGAAAGACACACUUGCUCUGUUCAUAAUGAAGUAACUGCACCACCUUCAGACAAUACUGCUCCUGGGAGAUCAAGUGCUUCAGAAAUCUUUGAAAAUACAUGUGGAUCACAGAUAGUUUUUCUAGGUGUGAGCAAAAGAGGAGCGGAACAUGUUAAAAGAAUAUUAGCUAAGUCAACAGAACAUAAAAACCCUGAACUGAGGCAUCCAGUUAAUUCUAAAGGCAGUUUACUAGAUGUGCUUAGGCAAACACUUAUGGAAUGGAGAACUGAGGAAACUUUAAAAUUUCUCUAUGGCCCAAACUAUACUUCUUUGGGCUCAUCAGAGUGCAUAGCAUCUGUCAGCCAGGAGACUGAAGAGCUUGAUGAGGAUGACUUAGAUACAGCUGAUGAUCUCAACACUGUUGCUGGAGGGGAGUCUGAAAACAGUUUGAACUACUCUUUACCUUUCACAGGCUCAGGUGGAAUAGUUAAGUCUGCGCCUAGUUAUGAAAAAUUAAAAGAAGAAACAGAGUUCCUAGAAAUCCGAGUGAGAGAGUUCUAUAAAGGAAGGUGUGUCUUGGCUGAGGAGGCAGCGAGGCAAGCGCAAGCAGGGGGACAUCCAAGCAAAGACAAAGAUGAUCAACAGGAAGAUCUCACCUUCCCACUUGUUGAUUCAAAGGCACAAAUGCAGAUUAGGAAGCGAAUUGUCCUUGAAAAACUGAGAAAAGCAUUAUCUGCAGUUUUGGGCCCUCUUCACAUUGCUUCAGGUGAUGUCUACACAGAGCUAAAAAAUCUUGUCAAAACUUUCCGGCUGGGCACGAGUCAGUUAUCAGGACGUCAUUUGAGAUGGAAUUUUUAUGCAUCUUUCUCUAGGCCCUUACCCUGGAAGCUUCUGCCACUUGGAUCCACGUGCUCAGUCAGGCUCCCUCACAGUGUGAGAAUGGCCUGGGUGCUGCUGAGUGGCUGCAGCGUGUCUUGCUGCAGGGAACCACAAGACCCACAAACCAGCAACUGAACAACCCACACAGCUAUUUGGGAUCAUCCAACUUUCCUAGCUUGUGUAUCCUGCCCUAGGCAAGAAAGUGGGCACAUGGCACAUUCUGUUUUGGGAAGUUGCAUAUUGUUUUCUUUCUCUAGGUAGGUGAGGGAGAAUUUGGCCAAACUCUUUGAACAGAAAAGAUUUCACUGCAAAACUGAAAUCAGACACACAAAGUUUUGUACAGUUUUAACAUUUCCACAAUAUAUUUUUAGAAUAGAAAUCUAGUGACCUCUUUCAUGGAUUGUUCUGAAGUAACAGUUUUGGCUAGAGGCAAGACAAAGAAUUAAUGAACCAUUUCUACAGAGGCCCUGCAGUUGCCUGUUGUCAGAAAGCUUUGCUCUUCAGAGGCCUUGGUGUUGACACAGAGCUUGUUUAAAGUGACUGCCCUUCCACUGCUCCUUAUUAUUUAAGGCUUCACACCUGUAGGUUGCUUGCUUUACUCUGCCCUCUCUGAAAUGUUUGUUUUUUUCCAGCUGCACAAGUGUUUUCAGCUGCACGGGUGUACUGAGAGGUUACUGAGUUGCAGAAGCCUGACUGUUCAUGCAGUGCAGUGGCUGUACCACAUCAGCAGAUCCAUACUGCUGUGUCCUGCUGGUUAUCUGUGUCUUUUGACUACCUCCUUCAGAAAUAGCAUAUUGAUGGCAAUGACUAGUGUUCAGACCUUGCCAAUCAAUACUAACAUUGAAUAAGAGUUAAUUGACACAAAUAACUGCAUCUCUCAGUUUGUGUACGAGAAUGACACUUUCCUGUGCUCUAAUCAAUAAUAACUCCUUGUAAAGCAUUGAAAUAAAGCUGCUUUCUCUAUUUGACAGAGUUUCCCCAGGUGGCUUGGAGCUGUCUCUUUCAUUAUGUCUCAUCAUAACAGAUUAACUGGAAUGUUACAUAUGAAUUGCCUGUCAAGAUGAUUCCAUCAGGCAUUUCUUGGUAGUGUUUAUCACUGUCAUCAGUGUUGAGUCAAGAUGUUCAGCCUUUGUUUAAUCUCUUAUUCAGUUUACCAGGUACAAACUUUGUUGCCAGCUAAAUCCAUUGGCUAUUUCAAAUAAUAAUUGCUAAAAUUAACCUUUUAAUAACAAAUGUCAUCAGUAUUUGCCAGAACUCUUCGUUCUGGUUUGAUGUGACAGUUCCUUUGUAUGUAGUGCAAAACACUGUUUUUCCUUUCAUAAUUGAACAAAACUCAGAUUGUUGAGACACAGACUCAUCAGAGAAUUGUCACUGCCGCCUUAUAAAAUUCAGUCUGUGUCCACAUCAGCUUUUACAACAGAUCUGGAUCUGAAGCCAACAGGAGAGAAACUAAGUGUAAGAAGGUCCAUUUUUGAGAAACUCAUGUCAGUUCUGGAGAAUUUCCCAGGGGUUUGAGUGAGAGCUGGGCUCUCAUAGCAGCCAGGACUAUUUGUGAGCAAUUUAAAAGAAAUAGCUUCUGUUCAGUCUUCCCCAUCCCACUUUCAUAUUAAAAAAGGGGACAUUGAAAAUUCUGCAGUUCCUCCAUUAGAGGAUGACAGAAGCUUAAGAGCUGGUGAAUUGCUCAGAUACAUCUGUAACUGCAUCUUUUUAACUUGGUGUAUUAAUGGUAGACUUACAAUUCAGCUGUUAAGAUC
Molecule: messenger RNA, 3476 nt
Organism: Passer montanus (Eurasian tree sparrow)
Lineage: Eukaryota; Metazoa; Chordata; Aves; Passeriformes; Passeridae
Gene: RPAP2
Product: RNA polymerase II associated protein 2
Exons: 11
Coding region: 40-1857 (605 amino acids)
Cellular component (GO): nucleus; cytoplasm
Molecular function (GO): RNA polymerase core enzyme binding; RNA polymerase II CTD heptapeptide repeat phosphatase activity
Source: RefSeq, a predicted model, not a curated record